AUGGAUUUUUCCAUUAAUCAGUUCACAGGAGACGUAAACGCCCCAGAAUAUAAAGUUUCGCCGUUAGCUCUUGUCAAGAGUGGUUACCAAUAUGCAGAUACUGAUAUAAAUUAUGCUCAUAAUUCUCAAACUGUGGAGAUAUUUCGACAACUGCCAACUAACAAAUAUGCCAAUAUUAUUUCCAGUUAUCAACAGCCCGAAGGAUUUUCCGGUUCAAACUUUCCAUAUUCUCAAAUUAGUUCAUCUAUGGCAGGUUUGUCUGACGGAAUGGCUCUUUUUACUUAUGGCGAACCUAUGCCCAAUUCUCAUUCAAACCAGGGCCUAACUAUCGAGGAUGAGCACAAGAGAGCUAUUUGUCCUUCAAAUCAAAUGUCAACCAACACGAAUGGCUAUUAUUGUGAUGAAUAUAUUGCAGCGAAUGAACCGGUUUCUAAAAAUGGUGAAAAUUAUCAAUAUGGAACUGUGCAAAAUUUCACAAAUUCUAAUGAAGCGAACGAGAUACUAAGAACUCAACCAGACGAAACAUAUUCCAAUUGGGAUAGUAGUAUGGUUAUGAAUGCUCCAUCAGAAGUCGCCACUGAUGUAUCAAGAAUUUCAUUAAAUCAGUCUUAUCAAGCACAGACAGAAAACGAAGGUUUAUUGGACUGUUCUCAUCAUAGUUCUGUUUCAAAACCCGGGAAUGAAAUGGCAGUCGGUCAAAGUGGACCUCAAGAGCAAGUUUCAACAACUUCUGAAGUGUAUUUGACACAAUCAGUGCCCAUCUCCCAUGAACAACAGUGCGAUUAUCCUCCAAAUUUAACCUGUGAUCAACAAGCUGUAAUCCCUACUAUGGUGCCUUAUCAGUAUAUCUCAUCAGAAUUUAUGAGAGAACAAAAUUCUUCAUCCCAAAACUUCGCAUUUUCUGGUCCGAAUGAAAAUUCUGAGGGACCCUACACUGGUGAAAUGGCCGAUCAACAAAUUAUAGCAAUGAGUUCUAAUGCGGGUGAAAAUUCUCUUGAGAAAUCGCAGUAUUCAUUUGUAGAUUCCGGCUCAAUAGAACAACAGUGGAGUAAUUUCCAAUCGAGUUCUCAAGAUGCCUUUGACUUAAAAGCAGAGGAUGAAUUGAAUACACGAGAGCUUGCACAACGAGUGAGCGCCGAAUUGAAGCGUUACAGCAUCCCACAGGCGGUUUUUGCGCAAAGAGUACUAUGUCGUAGCCAAGGCACCCUCUCUGAUCUUCUCAGAAAUCCUAAACCCUGGAGCAAGCUCAAAUCUGGACGUGAAACUUUCCGUCGUAUGUGGAAAUGGCUUCAAGAGCCAGAAUAUCAAAGAAUGUCAGCUCUCAGGCUGGCCGGAAAAUACUUUCAGAAUAUCAGCAAACGAAAGGAAGAAAUGAUGCGUUGUAUUGGACCGGAUGAAAUUCGAGGGGUUAAAAAACCCCGCCUUGUAUUUACCGAUAUUCAACGUCGAACUCUCUAUGCUAUAUUCAGAGAGACGAAACGACCCAGCAAAGAGAUGCAGGCAACGAUAGCGCACCAACUUGGUUUGGAAAUUUCCACAGUGGCUAAUUUCUUCAUGAAUGCUCGUCGACGCUCCGCUGAUAAGUGGUUAGAUUAUGGGGAAAGCAAAACCUCAUCUUUGUUAGACUCAUCUUCCCCUCAAUCUUCUGGUGAUCCUUCUGAGAACCUCAUGAUUACGAACGAUGAUCCUGCAUCAAUGAAUGCCUCAUAUGAACAAGCAGUUUAUUCUGGAUCUGAUCAAACUGCUAUCUGUGCAGCUGCUCCUAUGAUUUCCAACCAAGCUCCAAAUCAAACAUACGCGGCACAGUCUGGGUAUCCAUUUUCAUCCACAGAUACUUCAGUAAUUCAACACUCGGAACCGAGAAUAUAUCCCUAUGCGAAAUCUGAGGCCUUCGUUAACCAAUAUCCCUUCAGCCAAUAUCCAUCCACCAAUGAAGCAUCUUACAGUCUCCAACAAACUCAACAACCGUCUGGUGCACUUUUUGAUCUUCGACGUUUGGCUUCAGCGUCACAAAUCGAUCCGCAUUUCCUUGCAACAGCGACGGAAUUUAGUGCUUCUCAUCAGUCACUUCGUGACCAAGCUCUCGAAAUUUGCUCAAAUAUGGUUGCUGCAGCAGCAGUAGCUUCUGCGAAUGUAAAAUUUAAUAACUCUUCUGGGGUUCCGGACAAUCAAAUUCUGAAACAAGAGUCAGAACCAGUUGGAGAAAGUGGAGACGAGUAUUUAGCUCAAAUAUGA
This is a messenger RNA of Rodentolepis nana, 2235 nucleotides long. The record is from the annotation of a GenBank genome assembly. Lineage: Eukaryota; Metazoa; Platyhelminthes; Cestoda; Cyclophyllidea; Hymenolepididae.